Chara braunii is the source of this 1405-nucleotide messenger RNA. NCBI's taxonomy places the organism in Eukaryota, Viridiplantae, Streptophyta, Charophyceae, Charales, Characeae. The record is from the annotation of a GenBank genome assembly.
UCCCGCCCCGACCAUGACCUUCCCGACGGGAUCGCUUCCGAUAUACCACCUGUUUCUUCUUCCUCUCCCCCGUGGAUUCGAUAUCCGAUGGGUAUCUGCAACGCCCCCGCGACCUUUCAGCGAGCCAUGAAUAUGGCCUUUCAGAAUUUCGUGCGGAAGACACGUUUGGCACAGAACAUCAUCAACUACUGCGUGAUUGUGUACAUGGAUGACAUUCUGGUGUACUCGAGUUCCUACGAGGGACACGUGCAGCACAUCGAAUGGGCGCUGCAUGCGUUACGAGAUGCGGGCUUCAAGGUGGCGUUUGAGAAGUGCCAGUUUUUCCUUACCACCAUUUCUUUCCUGGGACACGUGGUGACAGACCAGGGACUCCAACCGGAGCCGCAGAAGGAUUACUCUGGCAUGAUCGGGCGAUGGGCAACGGUGCUGCAGAGCAUGGACUUCGACAUUCGUCAUCGGAAGCACGAGAGACAUGGGAAUGCGGACAGACUGACACGACUGCACCGGCCUGAGAAAGUUCUGAAGAGUGAGGAGGUGAUUUCGUGGAACGAACCCGAACAGGAGAUUGGACCUCGGUACGGCCAAGUGGAGAUCUUGUCGAAGCACGUUUCGAUUCGAGGGGAGUCCGCGGGCUGUAGUAUUGGCGGAGGUGGUGACGGUGCAUCGGCGAGCGGCUCCUGGAACGAGCCACGUCACCACGGUCGCAGCCUUCAACGACGACAUCAGUACGGUCAAUCCUCUGUAGCAUACCGCGAUAGUGACUUCGCUACGAGAGUGGACAGAGCAGGUGUCCAACGUGACGUGGACGCGGACCAGCGAGCAUCCGCGUGUUUCGAAAGCCUGGAAUUGCUGAUCAUACAAGCCUGGAGGACUAACGUGGAAGGUGAUCUCCUCGGUUUUCUCUUCGGAUCAGUGCGGCCGGGACAUCGCCAGCUAAUCGAUCAAGAACUCAUCGUGCCGAUCGUGCAACUGGCGGACGAUCUCUCUCCUGACAUCAUUUCGCAAAGCGACGAUAGCCUCGCUCCAUACGUACUCACGCAACCGUUGGAUCCGUAUCUUCAGUGGAGUGCAUGCUUGGAAGAGUCUGGGGACGAAGACUUUCUACCGUUGCGGCAGGAGUAUCUGAAGCCAUAUGACAUCAUCGCUCACGCUUUCUAUCCGAAGGCAGAGGAGCUGGUGAUAGAGGAGGAGGAAAGCGACGACGACGAGGAAACAUCGGAAGAGGGAAGCUAUAGCGAGUAUAGCGAGGGCGAGCAGAGCGAAGAAGAAGAAGAGAAAGAAGAAACCGGGUCGGAGUAGGAAGCCUUGCCGGAGGAAGCGACGCGUACUGGCACGGAGGCAGAAGAUCCCGAGGCAGCACGCAAGCGGGAAGAAAUUGCCACCGGAAAACGCCAGUUGGAGUUCG